AUGACUACAAACGCAACCAUCAACACCCCAACGGGCACCCACUCCGUGGACCCCUACAAGACCCAGAACGCUGAAGAUCCCCCAUUGCCACAGAAAGUCCAGGAUCUAGUCGAUUUCAUCACACAGGUCAAAUAUGGCAUGUUGACUACCAAACAAUCCGAGGGUGAUUACCUGGCAUCGCGAUGCAUGGCCCUCGCCGCUACAGAACACGGCGGCAUCGAUCUAGUCUUCCACACAAACCUCUUCUCCAGCAAAACAAUGGAUCUAACAGUGCACCCACAAGAAACAAACAUGUCCUUCCUCGACCCCGUCAGUGGAGCAUGGGCCUCCAUCUCCGGCACCGCAUCAAUCCUGUCCAACCCUGAAACAGUCCAAAAGUACUACUCGCCCCAACUAAAGGCCUGGCUCGGUGAUAUGGGCGACGGCGUGCACGAUGGUGGCCCUAAUGAUCCGCGUAUCGGCGUGAUCAAGUUGGAGGCCAAGUUGGCGACGCAUGUUGCUGCUAAGAAGGGGAUUUUGGGUCGUGCGACUGAUACGGUUAAGGGCGCUGUGAAGGGAGAGGUUCCUAAUAUUAAUAGUAUUCGGGAGUUGAGUAUGGCGGAGUUGGCUGAGUGGCGUCGAACUCAUCAGAGCUAG
This is a messenger RNA of Penicillium subrubescens, 636 nucleotides long. RefSeq names its product blue light-inducible protein Bli-3. Bases 1 to 636 code for a protein of 211 amino acids. The transcript has 3 exons. Lineage: Eukaryota; Fungi; Ascomycota; Eurotiomycetes; Eurotiales; Aspergillaceae. The record is from RefSeq and is a predicted model, not a curated record.